Diaporthe citri is the source of this 2247-nucleotide messenger RNA. RefSeq lists its product as uncharacterized. Gene Ontology annotation, biological process: microtubule-based movement. NCBI's taxonomy places the organism in Eukaryota, Fungi, Ascomycota, Sordariomycetes, Diaporthales, Diaporthaceae. The coding region runs from base 1 to 2247 and encodes 748 amino acids. The record is from RefSeq and is a predicted model, not a curated record. Gene Ontology annotation, molecular function: microtubule binding; ATP binding; microtubule motor activity. The transcript is spliced from 3 exons.
AUGACGAUCCUGUCGACGCCGCAGGAGCAAAGUCCGGCGCGGACGCUUCAACGACCUGAUGGCGAGUGGAUGGUCGAUGGGAGGAAGUCCCUGAUCGGAUAUCACGGCAAAGAAGGCGGUGACUACUACUACGACAACGUUUUCACGACACAUGAUGACAACUACCGAGUCUACGAUCACCUCGCGAAACGACUCGUCAGACGAGUAAUGGAGGGCUACCACGGGACAGUCUUCGCCUACGGAAUGACAGGCACGGGUAAAACAUUCUCUAUGCAAGGGACUGCUUCAUCGCCCGGUGUCAUCCCUCUGGCGAUCACCGACAUAUUCUCGUACAUUCGCGAGACGCCUUCCCGGGAAUUCCUGCUCCGAGUCAGCUAUUUGGAGAUCUACAAUGAGAAGAUUCACGAUCUUCUCAGUAUGUCGACCGGUGGGGGAGUCGGCGGUCCCGUGGCACAGGAGGAAAUCAAGUUGCGGGAGGAUAGCAAGCGAGGCGUCUACGCGAGUCCGUUGAAGGAAGAAAUUGUGCAGAGUCCGACGCAACUCCUUAGAGUCAUCGCUCGGGGCGAUCAAGCGCGACGAACAGCAAGCACUCAGUUCAAUUCUCGAAGUUCUCGGAGUCAUGCGGUGGUGCAGAUUGUUGUCGAGAGCAGAGAGCGCAUACCUGGAGGGCCGGCAGCACCGGCUGAGAACAAGCGAUCCGCCCUGUUGCCAGGCGGCGUACGGGUCUCGACUUUGAGCUUGAUCGACCUUGCAGGUUCAGAAAAGGCGGCCGAGAGCAAGGAGCGCCGGCAGGAAGGCUCACACAUCAACAAGAGCUUGCUGACUCUGGGAACUGUUGUGUCUAAGCUUUCGGAACACAAGGACGGCAAAUCGGACAAGGAUGGCAAGCACCUGCCCUACCGAGACAGCAAGCUGACCAGGUUGCUGCAAGGUGCAUUGUCAGGCAAUUCACUCGUCAGCAUUCUCUGCACAAUCCAAAUAGGAUCGACAGGAAGCGCCGCAGCCGCCAACACCCACACGAAUGAAACUCUCAACACACUCAAAUUUGCGUCGAGAGCGAAGAACAAUCUGGUCAGCCAUGCGAAACGUGCUGAGGAGGCAUUGGGUGCUGGUGGUGAGGGUGGUGCAAGAGUACUUCUCGAACGAUACCGCAUGGAAAUCUCUGAGCUGAGAUCGCAGCUGGAAGCGCAAGCCAAGAAAGAUAAGAACGAGGACAGCGCGGAAAAGGCCAGGGACGCCGAGGAAGAACUGGCGCGAGAGAAGGAAGCAGAAGCCCGGCACGAAGAGCAGAUGCUGGAGAUGCAACUAGCUCGAACGGCGCUGAAAGAGCGCAUAGAUCAUCUGAACCGCCUGAUCCUGAGCUCGAAGUCGAUAGGCGUCAACGCCAGCGGGACUUGGAGCUCCCUAGGUUCGCAUCCACGGUUCUCGCAGGCGUCCAUGCGGUCUUCGCGGUCGUCUAUGACACCAUCCCAAGCGGGUAGGCCCAUGCUUGAGCGCUCGGCGUCUUUGACAUCAUCUUCGUCCACGAUUGGCCGAAGGCCCAGCAUGGAUCACCGUGCGUCAACCAGCGGAAGGUCUGCAGGAGACGAGGACGACAGCGUUGGCGAAUAUGGUGACGGCACGGCAUCGCUGACAGCCCAGAACCGGGCAUUGCAGGCCGACCUGGUGGACAAGAACCGUUACAUCGCGACCCUGGAGAAGCGCCUGCUCCAGGCGCGGAGGGCAAGCUCGUCGCGCACGUCAGGCGGUCUUUCCUCUGGCAGCAAGGGGAUCAUGGUUGGCGAGGACCAUAGCGUGUCGACAGCUCUGAAGGAGAGGGACGCCGAGAUUGCGGAAUUGCGUGCUCAGCUGGAAGACAAGGACCGAAUGCUCAUCGCCUUGCGGAGUGCAGCUAGGAGAGGGGAGAAUGCUGACCGGAGCAUCGAGACCCGUGCGUCUCAACUGAUGAUGCUGGAGAACGGGCCGCGCUCUAACCCUGCCUCGCCGACGAGCCCCCAACGCCCGCUGUUCCGACACAGCAGCGUCAGGUCUCCCCCCAAGGACCGGCGCAGCACGGACGAGAUGAGUCGCAUUCUGGACGAGAUGAUACAGGACCGAGUCGAGACGGGCCACAUUGUCAAGAGCACACGGGGCAGCGUCCGUGUCGUAGCCUCAACGGACCGGGAGAAGCCCCUCGUCGACCGCCUCGAGCCCCUUCGGAAGAGCAACGAGAGCAACCACCGACCCUCAGUCGUACUCGAGGUUUAG